Messenger RNA from Olea europaea var. sylvestris, 1044 nucleotides. RefSeq lists its product as uncharacterized. NCBI's taxonomy places the organism in Eukaryota, Viridiplantae, Streptophyta, Magnoliopsida, Lamiales, Oleaceae. The record is from RefSeq and is a predicted model, not a curated record. The coding region runs from base 1 to 1044 and encodes 347 amino acids. The transcript has 3 exons.
AUGCUUACCACUCAAGGAAAUCAACAGAAGGUAGAUUCAGUCAUGAGUAAUUCUUCAUCACACCAAGAGACAGAGGUUGCAAACGAGCAGGCCCAAUAUGUCAACAGUAGAAACUACAAUCAAAGAGGAAGCUACCAAGCUAAUCACUAUCAUCUAGGGCUGAGGAAUCACGAGAACUUGUCAUAUGGCAACAAUAAAAACACACUUCAACCUCCACCCAGAUUCAACACUCAGAAUUCUGAAGGGAAACCAUCCUUGGAAGACAUCCUUGGGACAUUCAUUUCUAAGACAAGAUCACGCUUCAACAAAGAUGAAUCAUGGUUGGAUAAUAUUGAAACACAUGUGUCCAACAUGGGAGACACAAUGAAGAAUCUUGAAGUGCAAAUUGGUCAGUUGGCUACCUCAAAGAAGUCUCAGCAACAAGGAAAAUUUCCAAAUGAUACAGAAGUCAACCCAAAGGAGCACUAUGAAGCCGUUGUAUUAAGGAGUGGCAAGCAAGUUGGAAAAAGUGAACCCACCGAAGAUAGAAACCCAACACCUGAUAAGGAGAAAGAACAAAAAAUUCACAUUAAUAUUCCUUUUACAGAUGCUUUGGAACAAAUGCUAAAAUAUGCAAAGUUUAUGAAGGAGGUGAUGUCAAAGAAGCAGAAUUUGGACGAAUAUGAAACAGAGAGAAAAGAUCCGGGAAGUUUCACUAUUCUAUGCACCACUGGAAGCUCUUUCUUUGAAAAGGCCCUCUGUGAUCUAGGAGCAAGCAUCAACCUAAUGUCGUUAUCAGUAUUCAAGAAGUUAGGCCUCGGGGAAGUCAAGCCAACAUCAGCGACUCUACAACUGGCUGAUAGGUCCCUCACUUACCCACGAGGUAUUAUUGAAGACGUGUUAGUAAAGGUCGACAAAUUUAUCUUCCCAGCUGAUUUUGUGGUAUUGGAUAUGGAAGAAGAUCAGGAAAUCCCACUGAUUUUAGGUAGGCCAUUUUUAGCAACUGGAAGAGCAUUAAUUGAUGUGCAAGGAGGACAUUUAACAUUGAGAGUGAAUCAAGAAUAA